Molecule: messenger RNA, 1705 nt
Organism: Cannabis sativa
Lineage: Eukaryota; Viridiplantae; Streptophyta; Magnoliopsida; Rosales; Cannabaceae
Product: mitochondrial arginine transporter BAC2
Exons: 3
Coding region: 530-1498 (322 amino acids)
Biological process (GO): transmembrane transport
Molecular function (GO): transmembrane transporter activity
Source: RefSeq, a predicted model, not a curated record
CAUUGCAUCAUCAACAAAUAGUGCAACGUGGAUAGUUUAUUGGUCCACGUGUCACUCCCGUGUAUCACCAUUGAAACCGCACUUUGCCGUUUCUUCCCAGUUCCCCAGACCACAAUUACCAACACAAUAGCAACCGGUGGCUUUUGUUUCGUUCUAAAUUAAGAACUUGUUGUGAGAGAAACCUUUGUUGUUUGUUAAAUUCUGGUCUUUUUUUUUCUCUUUCAAUUUCUCUCAUCUUUCUAGGAAUAGUUUAUUACAUUGGUUUGAAGAGGUUGAUGAAAGACAUGUGGGAUUUUUGAAAGAUUAAGUAAUUGUUUAUUUUUUAUGUUUAAAGUGGCAAAUUACUUAAAUAUGCAGCAUUUGGUGACUCAAAGAAACCUUCAAAAGGAAUUUUGAUGGAAAUUGUUUUGGUGGAAGAGUUUGAACCGUGCAAGCUAAAGGAAUCAUUUUUAUAGCUCUAGAAGGCAAAACAAGAAUUGGGGUUUCUUUCAAAUAAGGGAAAAGUUUUAAUGGGAUAAAGGAGAAGAAGAUGGAUUUUUGGCCAGAGUUUCUUGCUAGCAGUUGGGGUAGAGAAUUUGUGGCUGGAGGGUUUGGAGGCAUUGCUGGUAUAGUCUCUGGUUAUCCCCUUGACACCCUUCGAAUUCGACAACAGCAGUACUUGCACACCGGUUCAGCCUUUAGUAUCCUUCGAAAUGUUGUCUCUACUGAAGGGCCUGGUGCCCUCUACAGAGGCAUGGCAGCACCUUUGGCCUCUGUUACUUUUCAGAAUGCCAUGGUUUUCCAGAUAUACGCAGUCCUCUCUCGAGCAGUUGACUCGUCUGUUUCAGCUAAAGACCCUCCUUCCUACAAAGGAGUGGCUCUAGGAGGAGUUGGAACCGGUGCUCUUCAAAGUCUAAUGCUCGCCCCCGUGGAGCUUGUUAAGAUUCGCCUUCAAUUGCAGGGUACAGGCCAAGCAAAAACAAAUAAAGUUCAACCAUAUAAAGGCCCUGUAAGUGUUGUGAAAACCAUAAUGAAAAGAGAAGGUUUGAGAGGAAUGUAUAGAGGUUUUACCAUAACUGUUCUCAGGGAUGCACCUGCACAUGGUGUUUAUUUUUCGACUUAUGAGUAUAUGAGAGAGCAUUUUCAUCCGGGCUGCAGAAAAGGCGGCCAAGAAAGCCUCCAGACAAUGUUGGUCUCGGGUGGACUGGCUGGAGUUGCUAGCUGGAUAUGUUGCUAUCCAUUAGAUGUUAUCAAGACCAGAUUACAGGCUCAAUCUCCAUCUUCUAUUCCUCUAAAGUAUAAUGGUAUUAUUGAUUGUUUUCAAAAGAGUGUCAAACAUGAAGGAUUCAGUGUGCUAUGGCGAGGGUUAGGUACUGCAGUUUCUAGGGCAUUUGUGGUUAAUGGUGCCAUUUUUGCUGCUUAUGAAAUUGCUCUAAGGUGCUUAUUCAACAAUGGCAGCAUUGAAACAGAUAGCACAAUCUUUGAAAAGCAGGAAGACAAAUUGUCUAAUGGGAUUUAAGUUACAAUAACUCAUGUUGUUGAUUAUUUGAUGUAUGAUUACAAAUUUAAAUUUUCAUAAGUAUAAAAAUAAUUUCAGUUGCAAUACAGUAUCACCAAAGAGAUCAAGGAAAUGGGAUGAUUUGUUCUUUUUGGGGAUUAUUUGUUAUUAUUUGUAAUACGUUAUCACCAAAGAGAUCAAGGAAAUGGGAUUUGAUUUGUUCUUUUU